This is a messenger RNA of Fusarium fujikuroi IMI 58289, 789 nucleotides long. RefSeq lists its product as uncharacterized. Bases 1 to 789 code for a protein of 262 amino acids. NCBI's taxonomy places the organism in Eukaryota, Fungi, Ascomycota, Sordariomycetes, Hypocreales, Nectriaceae. Gene Ontology annotation, biological process: mycotoxin biosynthetic process. The record is from RefSeq and is a predicted model, not a curated record. The transcript is spliced from 4 exons.
AUGAGUCUGCCCGAAGUCGGUGACUGUGGCCUAGUUAAUGAUGCUUGCAGUAGCGAGGAAGAACUAUUCUUACCCAAAUUGAGCAAUGGAAUUCAAGCCAGAAAGAAACACGGAAGCAUCUAUUGCCUUCUCUAUUUAUGCAUUCUUUUUAUUAUUUCUUUGUUGUGCUUGAGCACAUAUCUGGCCUUGUCUCUCAAGGAGUCGUAUCACAGUAAUGUUGUAUUCAAAGAUCACGUUUACUCCCCCGUCGAGGAACUUGUGCACUACAAGAACUUAGUGUUUACCACCGGCUUCGGCUCUGAGAGAACGCCUUACCAGGGACCGCCUACCCCCGAGCGGGAUGCUUUGUGGGAUGACUUGUAUCUGAAUUUUGGAAUCAGCCGAAUUCCUCGCGACUCGGCUGCUAAGUUGAUGAAUAAGACACUUCCAAUACCCGGCGAGCCAGGCCAAUAUGUCAUUGAAUUGAAUGUUUUCCAUCAACUACAUUGCUUGAACAUGAUUCGCAAGAGACUUUAUAUCGAAGACGGCAAAUACGAUCCCAACCAUAAAUUAACUGGGAUCGAACAUCUCGAGCAUUGUUAUGAUGCUUUACGACAGAGUCUUAUGUGCUCUGCUGAUAUUACUCCACUUCCAUGGGUCCGGAGUGACAAGGCACAAGAAGCGAAGGAGGUUGCUCGAGUCAUGCAUACCUGCCGUGACUUCGAUAUUCUAAGGAACUGGGCUAGAGAACACGCCGUGCAUCAUUUUGACAAGAAGACGCAUGUACAGGAUGAUCUUAGUAACCAUUAG